GUGUCAAUUGAUUGUUUGUUGUUGAAGUCAUAUCCUGCAUCUAGGAACCCUCAGAGAACAUUCACACAGCAUUCACUCCAUGCAGCAGAGGCACUCGGACAGGACAAGAUGUCUGGAGAGAUCUUUUCCCCUCUGGAUAAUCUCUAUGACCUGGACAGUGCCAACUGCCAUCCUCUGGUGUGCCAUUUGUGCCAAGAACAGUAUGAGCAUCCAUGUUUACUGGACUGUUACCACACGUUCUGUGCCAGCUGCCUGCGUGGAAGGGCCGUGGACAGCCGACUGACUUGCCCUCUCUGUGGACAUCAGUCUGUUGUGAAAGGAAUAAAUGCACUCCCCCCAGAGGAUCGACUCCUGAAGUUCUUGGUGGACAGUUCAGCAGACAGUGAGGAAACCGUGCAGUGUGCUAACUGUGAUUUGGAGUGCAAGAAACAGGAUGUGGAUGCAAUGUAUUAUUGCAACACUUGUUGCCAGCCACUGUGUCGAGACUGCAGGGAAACCACCCACAAAGCCAAGAUGUUUUCCUGCCACGAGAUUGUCUCCUUGGCAAAGCGCACCAAAGAAGCCCACAAAAAAUGUGCCCUCCAUGAGGAACUCUACAUCAUGUUUUCUACAGAGAAAAAGUCCAUGCUCUGCAUCAACUGCUUCAGAGACAUGCAAGUGGAGAGCAGAGCACACUGCAUUGAUAUUGAGACAGCAUAUAUACAAGGCUGUGAAAAAUUGGACCAAGCCGUCUUAGCUGUUAAGGAGCUUCAGACGUCAGCGCGAGAAGCCAUUAUUCUUUUUAAAGCCAUGAUUGGAGAGGUCAGGGUCAACGUGGAUGAAGAAGAGAGCGCCAUCUGCACUCUGUUCAAUAAUAUGCAGGAAAGACUAGCAGAAAGAAAAAAGAUUCUACUCAAGGCAGCACGAAGUCAGCAUGAGGAGAAGGAGAGAGCCUUCAAAGAGCAGUUAUCUCAUCUUGCAACACUCCUGCCAACUCUUCAGGUUCAUCUUGUCACAUGUUCUGCCUUCCUAAGCUCAGCAAAUAAGUUUGAGUUCUUAGACAUGGGAUAUCAAUUAAUGGAGAGACUAAAGAAGAUUGUGAAACUACCACACAGGCUGAGACCAGUACAGAGCAGUAAGAUAAACACAGAGUAUCGCUCCGAGUUUGCUCGCUGCCUGGAGCCGCUCUUGCUGUUGGGGCAGCGGCGUUCAGUGUCCACUGCAGGGAGUGUGGCUUUAGGUCUGGGAAACGCCAGUGGAUUGAUGCAAUCAUCUCUGUCAGUGCAGUGUCACUCUCCAGCCAUGAGCGACAUGUCACUGUGCUCCUCGGUGGUGCGCAGGCCGACCUCACACCGUUACAUAAGCACCAAGGUCCUGCUGGCGGAGGGUGGAGAGACGCCUUUUAUGGAGCACUGCUGCAACUACGAGAACAGCUACAGGACUUUACAGACAGAAAUCCAGAAGCUCAAAGACCAGGUGCAGGAGAUUCACAGAGACCUGACCAAGCACCACUCACUCACCAAACCCGACACCAUGAAUGAGAUUUUGGAGAGGUCUGUUCAGGUGGACAGACAGAUCUCAGCAGAGUACUCCUCAGUCGAGCUCAUGCGUGCCAUGUUCGAGGAGAUUUGGGAGGAGACGUUACAGAGGGUGGCAAAUGAACAGGAGAUAUAUGAAGCACAACUUCAUGACCUGCUUCAGUUAAAACAGGAGAACUCCUAUUUGACCACUAUUUCCAGCCAAAUAGGCCCCUACAUUCGCUCCAUAGCAAAAGUGAAAGAGCGUCUGGAGCCCAGGUACUGGAGCUUGAUUAAUGAGCCGUCCUGUAACACUGAGGACAACUGGACUCUAAACAGCCUAUCAGAAGAGACCAAUCCCAAGAACAAAGAUUACUACAGGCCAAACAAGCAGAAGAACACCACUGAUACAGCCAAUCGCAAAGAGAUACCAAUCUGA
Molecule: messenger RNA, 1935 nt
Organism: Sinocyclocheilus rhinocerous
Lineage: Eukaryota; Metazoa; Chordata; Actinopteri; Cypriniformes; Cyprinidae
Product: RING finger protein 207-like
Exons: 17
Coding region: 109-1935 (608 amino acids)
Biological process (GO): regulation of heart looping; regulation of cardiac muscle contraction
Cellular component (GO): perinuclear region of cytoplasm
Molecular function (GO): Hsp70 protein binding; transmembrane transporter binding; zinc ion binding
Source: RefSeq, a predicted model, not a curated record